This is a messenger RNA of Corythoichthys intestinalis (scribbled pipefish), 3507 nucleotides long. It is a transcript of the gene wipf3, whose product is annotated as WAS/WASL interacting protein family member 3. The transcript is spliced from 8 exons. Gene Ontology annotation, molecular function: actin binding. The record is from RefSeq and is a predicted model, not a curated record. Bases 249 to 1559 code for a protein of 436 amino acids. Lineage: Eukaryota; Metazoa; Chordata; Actinopteri; Syngnathiformes; Syngnathidae.
UGUGUGCUAUCGCACUGCUAGACUUCUGUCCAGCACGCACAGAGUAGCAAAACUCCUCAACUACCGCAGUCAGCAAUCAAUAGUCCACUGUUCAAGUGCACGGGGCAGCACCGUGAACAGAAAGAGGAAAAAAACUCUUUUUGCAACUUUUUUGAAGGUCAUUUUGCUCCAUGACGACAGCCUGUUUGGUUGAACAUCAACUUGUGAGAUCAGUUUGUUCAAACUGAAGACUGAUUUUUUUGAAGGAUAUGCCGGUGCCCCCGCCACCCCCUCCCUUGGCGCCACCGCCACCUCCGCCGCCCCCCAGCACUGGACCUCCACUGUUUGCAGUCGAGUCUCCUAAAAGUGGAGGAGGUGGAAGGAGUGCUCUGCUAGCCGAAAUCCACAAGGGAGCCAAACUCAAAAAAGUCACACAAGUCAAUGAUCGGAGCGCUCCUGUUGUCGACAAACCCAAGGUUACGAGUGGAGACGUGGCCAAUAAUCUUGGUGUCGCUCAUGCUUCAUUUGAAGGCACAGCACCGGUAGGACAAUCCUUAGGCGGACUUUUUGCAGGGGGUUUCCCUACCCUGAGGCCAAUAGGACAACGUGACCCGGCAGGCAAAACGCUAGUGUCACGUUCGAGCUCUUCAGCCUCCCUCAAACCACUGUGGAACACACCCAAUUUAGCUGACCUGAUCGGCCCCCUCGGAGAAGUCGGUCCCCGCCCGCUCGUCUCAUCCUCUGCCCCGCCCUCCCCAACUCACGCCAGCAAGCACCUCGCCCCCCUCUCUUUGGCCACUGCCACUACGUCUACACCGAGCGCCCCACCUUCUGCUCCUCCUCCGCCACCACCACCCCAAGCCUUCCAGGACCGCUCCUCCAACAAGCCACCGCCUCUGCCUUCCUGCCCACCUCCUCCACCUCCAUCUCAGGUUACUACAAAGCCCACCUGGCUCCCCAUCCAACACAACCAACCCUCGACGCCUCCCCCUCCAUCUUACAACCCUCCUUCUCUCCCUAGAGAGCGCUCUUCAUGGUCCUUCUACCCUCCGCCGCCCCCUGUUGUCCACUCUGAAAUUGCCCGGUUUCCUAUUUUACGGGACUAUUCCCCUCUCGGACCACCUCCCCCACCGCCACCCCCCCCUCUGCCGACCUCUUACACCCCAAGCACACUAACCACCUUCCCGCCACCUCCACCCAAAAUCCCUGCAGUUGCCUCACCAAGCCUACGUUUUCUCCCACCGUCAUACCCUUGCAACGCUCCGACUCGACGACCGCCUGCGGUUCCUAAAAGUGCAGGUGUCAGUCGUCUGGCUCCUCCUCCGGCUCCUCCGGCACGUUCACCCUCCACUGAGCUGUCCAGCCGCAUUCCUCCCCCUCCGCCACCGCCUCCUCUGCCCCCCUCCAGCGUCAGGAAUGGACACUUGCACAGUCUAGAUGACUUUGAGUCCAAAUUCCAGUUCCACCCUGUUGAAGAUUUACCUCCUCCAGAUGAAUUUAAGCCUUUCCCUCGCAUCUACCCAAGUAAAGAAAACAAAGUAAACCCUGCCCCCCAUGGAAUCAGAUCACACCUCAGAUGAGUUUCAUCCCACACAAUUCCUGGAUACAAACUAGGAAAACCGAUAAAAACAACACAUGGCUUUCACUUUGGAGGCAGGCAUCGUGUUUGUGUGUUAGAUGCGUCUCAUACUACAGUAUGUGGCCUUUGACCUUUCCUAGAGUGGAAUGUUUUGAAUGUGAGUGAGAGGAGGGCUCUCCCUACACAUCUUCAUGAGCACACACACAAAUGCUCUCUGGUGACUGUUUCCAGGACAGAAAUAGAUUGAGGGUGUUAUUAUUUGGACAGGAAAUAAGUGAGAGUGCAUCUAAAGUGUAACUAAAUCAUUCUAAGAUUUAUCUUUAAUUUUAAGACUAACAAGUGAUUUUUAGCUGAAUUGUUAUAUAGCAGGGUAAUCAAACAUCUAAAAUACUUGUUUAUGCUAUAGAAGUGUCGUUGACCUGACAUCGACUCUAUAUGAAUGAAUGCACUUUUGUAUAGAGCCUACCCACGUACCACGUGCUCGCUGUAUGGUUCCGCCCACUUGUCCGUCAAAACAUAGUGUUAACCUGUUACGGCUACGUACAUUUCUCCUAUUUACGGCGUGUUUUUCUGCUCCUUAACAUUAAUAAUCAAAAUGGUGAAGGCGUGUGUGGCUGUUGGUUGCACUAACAGAGAAGAUGGAAGGAGAGACUUGAAGUUUUACCGUAUUCCGAGGGAUCCAAAGAGGAGAGCGAAAUGGACGGCUGCAAUUCGACGUGAAAACUGGACACCAAAAAAUCACCACAGACUAUUUAGUAGUCAUUUUAUGUCCGGUAAGAUGCAUUUAAUAUAUAUUUAGAGGGUUUUGGCCUGACAACCACAAUUAAGAUCAUUGCUAGGCUAAUCGCCGACAACAUACGACGUAGUACGACAUAGUUUCAAAUUCAAGAUGUUUGUGACUUCCCUUUCUUCCACCAUCGUUAUUUUUUGAAUAAUAUUUAGCUGGUGCCAAGUGAAAGAAACUGGCCUCGUCUACGGGGCUGACAAAUAACCACAAUUAAGAUCAUUGCGAGGCUAAUCGCCGACAACAUACGACGUAGUACGACAUAGUUUCAAAUUCAAGAUGUUUGUGACUUCCCUUUCUUCCACCAUCGUUAUUUUUUGAAUAAUAUUUAGCUGGUACCAAGUGAAAGAAACUGGCCUCGUCUACGGGGCUGACAAAUAACCACAAUUAAGAUCAUUGCUAGGCUAAUCGCCGACAACAUACACGUAUGUAUGUCGUGAGAGUGCUAUCGCUAAACCAUAUAAACAUUAAAAGCCUUAACUCCAUUGACAAACGACAUGAAAUACAUUAGACUUGACAGUGGAUGUUAGCAAUAACAAAAGAUUUUGAAUUGAAAAUUUCGUAACUCACCUUUCCAAGCACAAGAUAGAUUCCUGCCGAACGAGGACCUGUUUCACCCAACCAGCAACGAAGUAUUAUAAGCCUCCAAGCUCUUGAAGUUUUUCAAAUUUUCGUGGGAAUAGGCUGAUUUUGUGUGGACAAGAUAAUUGUAAAUAUCAGCGUAGCAGAUGUCAGGCAGACAGGGCGAAGACAGUGGGUCGAAAAACAUCGAUUUGGGCAUCAAAUAUGGAUCUGGCGACUGUAUAGAACGAAGCUUUUCCUCAUAACGCCUUUUAUGCAACAGAUCCAGUGAGUUUGCGGCAUCAGAAAGCACCGGGUCUUCCAUGAAAUGCAUUUUAAAUUCCGCCAUCAAUUGAAAACAAUGCUAAUACAGAGUCAAAAUGACGGACAAGUGGGCGGAACCAUACAGCGAGCACGUGGUACGUGGGUAGGCUCUAUAGACCCUACUCACCUACGUCACAAAAUGGGCGUGUCGCGGUUUCCGGCCGCCAUAUUGUACCUCUUUUUCAGACCUAUUCUCAUUGUUUUCAAUUAGUCGAGCAAGUUAUAGAGCAAUUCAUGGAAGCCCCGGUGUUAUCUGACGCUGUAAACUCAUUGGAUCCGU